AAGGCGGACACUGAUUGGUUGUGUGGGUCUGCUACUCCAACUGGCUGUCCUUCAGUCGGCCACAACGUUCCACUCUGUCAAGUCUGUCAGCAGUUUGUGUGUCUCCUUAGAAGCUAGUAUGGUAUAACUUUCGAACUCCUUUAACUUACGAAUAUUUAUCGCAGUUCGUUUAGUCAGAGAAGAGGGUAUAGAAGGUAGAAAAAACUAUGUUCUGAGUGAGUGUCCCAAACAACACCUGCGGCCUAGUAGCCACGAGCUAGCUAGCAAACUUGACAUUUAGUAGAGUUACUUCUGGGAAAAUCUUAUCUGAUGAUCCAACCUGUCCACUGCUGGUAAGUGCCCACAGGAGUCCACAACAUCACAAUGACCUCUCAAGAUGGAGAGGGAGCUGGAGGAUUUAACCUUUCAUCCCACCUGCACACCGAUGAGUGCAAUGAGCUCAUAAACCGCCUGAAACAGUGCCACACAGAGCACAAUUUCUUGAAGUUCUUCGGAACGUGCAACGACAUCGACCACGCCAUGCGUCACUGCCUGCACAAUGAGAGGCUGGAAAAGCGGGAGCGCAGCAAACAGCAUGCAGAAACCAUGAGAAAGCGGCUGAAAGAAGCAUCCAAGGAGCAUUCCUCAUAGACAUUUUAUUGGCAACCUUCAUCCAGGUGCGCUGUUGUGCUCAAAUAUGCAGAUGGAACACAGAACUGAGCACGUUGUAUUAUUUUGGGGAUUUAGCCGUAAAGAAAAUUGGUCACUGUCUUACAGAAGUUAGCCUUAACACAAUAUACAGGAAAUAUAUGGUAAGGGUUUGUAUGCAACCUUUGCUCUUAUUAUAUUUUUGGUUUGCAAAAUGUAACCUUGAGCAAGUUGCAAACAGGGCUUCACGGUGGCAGAGGGGUUAGUGCGUCUGCCGCACAAUACGAAGGUCCUGCAGUCCUGGGUUCAAAUCCAGGCUCGGGAUCUUUCUGUGUGGAGUUUGCAUGUUCUCCCCGUGAAUGCGUGGGUUCCCUCCGGGUACUCCGGCUUCCUCCCACUUCCAAAGACAUGCACCUGGGGAUAGGUUGAUUGGCAACACUAAAUUGGCCCUAGUGUGUGAAUGUGAGUGUGAAUGUUGUCUGUCUAUCUGUGUUGGCCCUGCGAUGACGUGGCGACUUGUUCAGGGUGUACCCCGCCUUCCGCCCGAUUGUAGCUGAGAUAGGCGCCAGCGCCCCCCGCGACCCCGAAAGGGAAUAAGCGGUAGAAAAUGGAUGGAAGUUGCAAACAACCUCUUUAAUUUUUGGUGAAAGUUGAGAGACACACAGCCAAAGUUAAUGUGUGCCACAGAUGACGGCCUACUCCUACAUUAACUCAACAAUCAAAAGAUUAUAUCUCAUCUGUAAACAUUUAAACAUGUAUCAAGACUUUGAUUUUUAGGCUACUAAAUUAAUCUCACACAACACAUAAGGUACAUUUGCACAACUAAUUGUGAUGCAAUACAAUAGCUGUAAGCAAAUAUUCUGCCUCUACAAAGUUUGGAUUGAUACAAUAUGUUUAUGAUAGUGGUUUUAGUUUGCAGUGGGAUUAAAAUGGUGGAUGUAUUUCAAACAUGGAUUGAAAUCAGAAUUACAAAAAGCAGGACUCUUAUAUGAGUGGAUGGGGAAUGAUAUUGAUUUGUUUCAUUAUUUUUAAAAUAAAAUGUGUUACAAUAAUA
Molecule: messenger RNA, 1681 nt
Organism: Nerophis ophidion (straightnose pipefish)
Lineage: Eukaryota; Metazoa; Chordata; Actinopteri; Syngnathiformes; Syngnathidae
Gene: cmc2
Product: C-x(9)-C motif containing 2
Exons: 5
Coding region: 364-630 (88 amino acids)
Cellular component (GO): mitochondrion
Source: RefSeq, a predicted model, not a curated record